AUAAUGAUAAUAAUAAUAAUAAAAAUAAAAAUAAAAACAAAAAUUAAAAAAAAUAAAAAUAAAAAUUAAAUACAGUAAUGCAUCACGUGCGUCUCACAUGCGGGUCAACGGUUAAAGAUAGCGGUCAAAGGCCACAAUCCGUUAUAAGGUAGUGUUUUGCAAACAAUUGUAUUAUAUAAGGUAGUUUUUUGCAAAAAUUUUUAUUUAAGGUAGUUUUUUGCAAAAUGGGGUAUAUACUAGGUAGUUUUUUAACAUUUUGCCUUAUUAUAAAUCAGUUUUAUAAUUAUGUUUUUGUACCUUAUUAUAUAUGAUUUUAAAUUAUAUUUAUUUGACUUUGCUAUGAUGGAAAAAAAAUAUAUGAUGUAUAGUUGGAGGAAAGAAAACAUAAAUUUUUCGUCUAGAGUUCAAAAAUUAUCAUAAACAACACUACUCCUUCGUCUCCGAGUUUCUCUCAUUUGACAUUCACAUAAAUGGUCGAAGAGGAUAAACGCAAAGGAAUAAAAUAGUUAUGGACUUUAUCGAUAUUGAAAACAAAGGAAGAAAUAAUUAAUAAGGACGUAUUUAUAAUUUAUUUUUAUAUACUUCUAUUUCAAUCUAUUUUUAUAAUACUUUAUAAGGGUAAUAGACUACUAUCCAUGUAAAUAAUAAGGUGGUUGAGCUGGGGACAGUCGGAGGACGUCUAGUGGGGGAAUUGCGAGGUUUUUUUUUUAAAAAAACUACUUCCUCUCUUGGACCACAAAAUUUUGUCUAUACACAGAUUAACCGUGAGAUAUGUCUUAUACUUAGGUUAAAUAGUUUAAUAAUUGAAACUUUUUGCUUAUGGAUUUCUUGUUUUGAUUUUUUAUUUUACCGUGAGACGGUCUUAUACAAGGCAAACUACAUUCUUUUUAGUUUGUAAUAUUGAAUUUACUUUAUUUUUAUUUUUGUUAUGACCCAACUCAUAGUUUUAUAAUUCUUAUCUACAUAUUUAACUUCAGAUACUCUCCUGUUAGACGGUCUAAGUCGUGCAACUAACCCAGAUCGAAUAAUUUUUGAUAAUAUAUUAACAUUUUCAAGACUACAAUUUCAAAACUUAAAAUGAGAAUUUUAAAACUCAAAAGAUUAAUUUUAAAGUUUUUAAUAUCAAAUUCAAUGUUUGAGUCAUUCUACUCCCUCCAAUUCAAUUUAAUUGUUCCAUUCAGUUUGGGCACAAAUAUUAAGAAAAUGAGAGGACCACCUAAAAUAAUAGGCUCAUGUGCAAUGUUGAGUAUUUGUAAUAUUUAGAAUUGAGGGGGACCACCUAAAAUAGUAGGCCCAUAUGCAAUAUUAUAUACUUUUAAUAUUAAAAAAAUAAGGAGACAAUUAUAAAUGUAUGUCUUAAAAUGGAAAUGGGACUAUUGAGGUGAACAACCCAAAUAAGGAAAUGUGACAACUAAAAAGAAUUAGAGGGAGUAUAAAAUAAGCAUUAAUGAUAAAUAGUGUCUAUAGCUAUAAUGUAGCAAAUAUUUCAAAAUGGAGGAAGUAUUAUUAUUAAUAUCAGUUUAUAACUAUCAUCAGUAGCAAUUAUAAUAGACUAUUUAGGGUGUUUGGAUGUUGGCUUUUACAUUAGGGAUGCUCGGUUCAUGGCUUUUGACUUAGCUUUUUGGUUGACUUUUGGCUUUUAGCUUGUUGGUUGGUCAAACAGCCAAAAAAAGUGUUUGGUACGUGGCUUUUAAAGCAGCUGAAAAGCUGGCUUUUAAGCCGAAAUGAAAAAGUUGCUUCAACUAGCUUUUUUGUUAGCUUUUGGCUUGUUGGCCCACUUUUUCUCUAAUUAACAUCUAACAGCCAAUACUCAAAUUUACCAAACAUCUCUACAAACAACUGAGUUUUUCAGCUAGCUUAAAAGAUAACAAAAAUAACCAACAUUUUCAGCUGGUCAAACAAGCCAAUUAAAAAAGUCAACUGCUAAUAACCAACAGUCAAUUGCCAAACACCCCCAUUAAUUUUUUAUUAGCUUAUGACUUUUAGCUUUUGACUUGUUGGUUAUUCAAAAAUCCAAAAAGUGUUUGGGAAAAAGCUUUUAAAUCGGCUGAAAAGUGGACUUUUAAGCUAAAUAAAACAUUACUACAUUUAUCCUUUUUUGUUGGCUUUUUGCUUAUUGACUAACUUUUUUUCUUAAUAAACAAUUAAUAAUUAAUACUUAAAUUUAUCAAAUAUUACAUAAACAAUUAAAAUUUUCAGCUAGCUUAAAAGUCAAUAUUUUCAACUCUUGAAACAAGUCAAUUAAAAAAGACAACAACUAAAAAUCAAUUGGAAAAAAUUGCCAUUAUUCGUAAAACAAGAAAAUCAAAGGACAAAAGCGAAGAGCCCAAGAGGUAAAAGCAAUACUCCUACUUAGGGGAAACAUGUCUCAAAAGCUGAGUUAUGCUGUUACACUUGUACAAGAAGGAUGCGUGUAAGCUUAUGGGCUAUUCACCGUUCAGUACAGACUCAUUAGUUUAUACUCUAAUUCCAUUCCAGUACUACUACUCAUUUACUGAACUCGAGACGAAAAAAAAUAAAAUGGUGACUGCAAACAGCUAUUCAACAAUGCAUUACUUGAAGGUGUUCAACAAUUCCAGAAAAGGGUUUAGAGUAAGAGCCGAUAAUGAAUUUCCCCCUUUUCUUCCUAAAGAAAUCCAUCAAAUCAAAGACCCUUUGGCUAGAAACUUGGCUAUGAGAAUUCAACGUUUACCUGUACAGGUCUCUUGCUUGGACUCCUGUGUCAUGAGUAGCUGCAUUCGACCGUCUGUACACCGAAAGACUAACCCAAUUGUUCUUCUACAUGGGUUUGAUAGUUCUUGUUUAGAAUGGAGAGCGGUGUAUCCAUUGCUCGAAGAAGCUGGCGCUGAGAGUUGGGCCAUUGACAUUCUCGGUUGGGGAUUUUCCAAUUUAGAGAGACUUCCCUCUUGUGAUGUGGUAUCAAAGCGAGAUCAUCUCUAUCAGUUCUGGAAAUUAUACAUCGAAAGGCCGAUGGUACUUGUGGGACCGAGUCUAGGGGCUGCUAUUGCAAUCGACUUUGCAGUGAACCAUCCCGAGUCUGUCAGUAAGCUGGUUCUGAUCGAUGCGAGUGUAUAUGCGGAAGGUAUAGGUAGCAUGGCGCAAAUGCCCGUUUCAGUUACAAAUGCUGGUCUUGAGCUGCUGAAAAGCAUACCAUUACGACUUUACGUGAAUAGACUCGUUUUCAAGAAUAUACCGUUGAGCACCAGCGUUGAUUUUACGAGAAUUGGCCGAUUACAUUGCCUUUUUCCGUGGUGGAGAGAUGCAACGCUUAGUUUCAUGGCUAGCGGAGGUUAUAAUGUUACUCAUUUGAUAAAACAGGUGAAGCAGCGAGCACUUGUCAUAUGGGGCGAGGAUGACCAAAUCAUUCGCUUCAAGCUUGCUCAUAGGCUGUGUAGCGAGCUGCAAGAUGCAUUUGUACGCUCUAUACCAGAUUGCGGUCACCUUCCUCAUGUAGAAAAUCCAACCGCCGUUGCAAACUUGAUCCUCAAAUUUGUCGAAGACGAUUAUUGCUAGAACUUGAUGGCGUUUUAGUACGUACAAUGGUAGUAGUUAACAGUUUUAUGAAAUUAUAGACAAAUCAUGUAUAUUAAGGGAUAUAAAUCAAGACUUACAACAAAUUUAUUUCAGUUGAAAUGUGUUAAGACAUUUUAACAUAGUAGCAUAUUAUUGGCGUAUGGUUUCAGUUUCAGAUUUAUCUCCUUGGAGUAAUGGGGUCGCUCAUCUCAAAUGAACACCUUGGUAAAACGCUAAACUUUACAUUUUGGAUGUUCUUAUUUAUUUUGCUACAUUUGAUAAUUAGGUUAUGAGAUGACAUUUUGUAUUUUAUAAAAUUUAUUUUUGAGAAUUUGUGAUGUGUAAUCUAAUUUUUAUCGUUUGGGUAU
This is a messenger RNA of Amaranthus tricolor (Joseph's coat), 3881 nucleotides long. Its product is annotated as alpha/beta hydrolase domain-containing protein VTE7-like. The transcript has 11 exons. The coding region runs from base 2383 to 3513 and encodes 376 amino acids. Gene Ontology annotation, molecular function: catalytic activity. NCBI's taxonomy places the organism in Eukaryota, Viridiplantae, Streptophyta, Magnoliopsida, Caryophyllales, Amaranthaceae. The record is from RefSeq and is a predicted model, not a curated record.